AGAGCUGUGCUGUUGAAGCUGCCUGGUUUUGAUAGUGUUGUAAAUAAGUCAUAGCCUGCCACAUUUCACAGCUGCCUGCAUGUGUGCAUCCAUCCUUUUGCUUAGGAGUGGGGGAAAAAAAAAAGAUUUAAAGUGUCAGCUCUUCAAGGCUGAGAAAAAUCCAGCAACAAGUAAGAAAUAGUUUGCUUAGUUUCUGGUGGCAGGAAGAGAAUACUGACCUGAGAUGGAAGUCAAAACAUCAUUUAGCAAAACUAGUAGGAUUCCUGAAACUGUAUCCCCGUUAAUUAAUGAAGAAUUUGUCUUGGUUCAUCAGCAACCUGAGGACACCUCUGGAAAAGAUGAAAAACCUCAGCUAAAGGUAUUUUCCAAUGGAGAUGAUCAGUUGGAGAAGGCAAUGGAAGAGAUUCUGAGGGAUUCUGAGAAGAACCAAAAUGUCUAUGCUCUCCAGGAAGGUUGCAGUGAUGGCAGUGGCCAGGCCGCUGCAGAUGGCCCAGCAGGGCAGGCAAACCCACCAUCUCUGCACCUUGUUUUGGACCCUUCUACAACAGAAGUCUCUGCCCCAAGGCCGUGCUCUCCCAGUGAGCCCCUGGAAGAGGACAGCGUAUUGUUUAACAAACUCGCCUACUUGGGCUGCACAAAGGUGUCAGCCCCUCGCAAUGAACCCGAAGCUCUCCAUGCCAUGGCAAACAUGAAGUCCUCCAGUCAAGCCCCUCUACCUGUAACUCUCUAUGUUCCCAACAUUCCAGAAGGCUCUGUAAGAAUAAUAGAUCAGUGCAGCAACGUGGAGAUUGCCUCGUUCCCCAUCUACAAGGUGUUGUUCUGUGUGCGUGGGCAGAACGGGACUGCAGAGAGUGACUGCUUUGCAUUUACGGAAAGCAGCUGUGGAACAGAAGAGUUCCAGAUCCAUGUUUUCUCCUGUGAGAUUAAAGAGGCUGUCAGUCGGAUUUUAUACAGUUUCUCCACAGCAUUCAAGCGUUCAUCCAAACAAGCAUCUGACCACGUGAAGGACUUUGUUCUUCCCACUCCAGACAGUGAUGUGUACACUUUCAGUGUCUCCUUAGAAGUCAAAGAAGAUGAUGGAAAAGGAAAUUUUAGUCCUGUGCCAAAGGAUAGAGAUAAACUGUAUUUCAAGCUUAAACAGGGAAUUGAGAAGAAAGUGGUGAUCACAGUUCAGCAACUCUCAAACAAAGAACUGGCCAUCGAAAGGUGUUUUGGGAUGCUGCUAAGCCCUGGACGAAAUGUGAAGAACAGUGACAUGCAUUUACUAGACAUGGAAUCCAUGGGAAAGAGUUCUGAUGGGAAGGCUUAUGUCAUUACUGGAAUGUGGAAUCCUAAUGCACCCAUGUUUCUUGUACUUAAUGAGGAAACUCCUAAAGAUAAGCGUGUCUUCAUGACUGUGGCUGUGGAUAUGGUUGUUACUGAAGUGGUAGAGCCAGUCAGGUUUUUGCUGGAGACUGUUGUGCGUGUGUAUCCUGCCAAUGAACGCUUCUGGUACUUCAGCAGGAAAACCUUCACAGAAACUUUUUACAUGAAGCUAAAACAGUCUGAAGGAAAAAGCCACACAAGUGCUGGAGAUGCGAUUUAUGAAGUUGUCAGUCUGCAAAGAGAAUCUGCCAGAGAGGAAGAAUUAGUCACCCCAACAAGUGGAGGAGGGCCUAUGUCAUCCCAGGAGGAUGAGGCAGAAGAAGAGAGUGAUAAUGAACUCUCCAGUGGCACCGGUGAUGUGUCAAAGGAUUGUCCUGAGAAGAUUUUGUAUUCCUGGGGAGAGUUACUGGGGAGAUGGCACAAUAACCUUGUCGUGAGACCCAACGGAUUGUCCACCCUGGUGAAGAGUGGGGUUCCAGAGGCACUGAGGGCAGAGAUCUGGCAGCUGCUGGCAGGAUGCCAUGACAACCAGGCAAUGCUGGACAAAUACAGAUUGCUCAUCACAAUGGAUUCUGCUCAGGAGAGUGUCAUCAAACGAGAUAUCCAUCGUACAUACCCAGCACAUGAUUAUUUCAAAGAUACAGAAGGAGACGGUCAGGAAUCUCUGUACAAAAUCUGUAAGGCCUACUCUGUCUACGAUGAGGACAUCGGCUACUGCCAGGGACAGUCUUUCCUUGCAGCUGUGCUUCUGCUUCAUAUGCCAGAGGAGCAGGCAUUCUGUGUAUUUGUGAAAAUAAUGUAUGACUAUGGCUUGAGGGACCUCUACAGAAAUAACUUUGAAGAUCUCCAUUGCAAAUUUUUCCAGCUGGAGAAGUUAAUGCAGGAGCAGUUACCAGACUUGCACAGCCACUUCUCAGACCUCAAUUUGGAAGCUCACAUGUAUGCAUCCCAGUGGUUCCUCACGCUCUUCACUGCCAAGUUUCCACUCUGCAUGGUCUUCCACAUCAUUGACUUACUACUCUGUGAGGGUAUGAACAUAAUCUUCCAUGUAGCCUUGGCUCUCUUAAAGACCUCCAAAGAGGACCUUCUACAAGCUGAUUUUGAAGGAGCUUUAAAAUUCUUCAGGGUUCAGUUGCCCAAGAGGUACCGAGCUGAGGAGAACGCCCGGAGACUCAUGGAACAAGCCUGCAACAUUAAGGUGCCAACGAAAAAGCUGAAGAAAUAUGAGAGAGAGUACCAAACCAUGCGAGAGAGUCAGCUGCAGCAGGAAGAUCCUAUGGACAGAUAUAAGAGGGAAAACCGCAGGCUCCAAGAAGCAAGCAUGAGGCUGGAGCAGGAGAACGAUGACCUCGCUCAUGAGCUUGUCACGAGCAAGAUUGCCUUACGGAAUGACUUGGACCAGGCUGAAGACAAAGCUGAUGUUUUGAACAAGGAGCUUCUCCUGACCAAACAAAAGCUGGUGGAGACUGAGGAAGAGAAACGGAAGCAGGAGGAGGAAACUGCUCAGCUGAAGGAAGUCUUCAGGAAGCAGCUGGAGAAGGCAGAAUCUGAGAUCAAGAAAACCACAGCCAUUAUUGCAGAGUAUAAACAGAUCUGUUCCCAGCUGAGUACCAGGCUGGAAAAACAACAGGCAGCCAGUAAAGAUGAACUGGAAGUUGUGAAGGGUAAAGUGAUGGCCUGCAAACACUGCAGUGAGAUUUUCAGCAAGGAGGGGGCUCUGAAGGUGCCUGCUGUAAGCACAGACAACAAAGGCAUUGAAAUAGAUGAUGAGAAGGAUGCACUGAAGAAGCAGCUGAGAGAGAUGGAGCUGGAACUUGCACAGACCAAACUGCAGCUUGUGGAAGCCAAGUGCAAAAUUCAGGAGCUGGAGCACCAGAGAGGAGCCCUUAUGAACGAAAUCCAAGCUGCCAAAAACUCUUGGUUUAGCAAAACCCUGAACUCAAUCAAAACGGCCACAGGCACGCAAGCCCCAGCACAGCCCCAGCCGCCCCUGCCCCCCAGAGAGGGCAGCACAUAGUUCCGGCCACACCGGCACAAGAGCACAAAGAACAACACAGCUGAAACCCUGCAGGUUUCUUCCGGUGCUCCCUCCUCUUGGGGAAAGGACAAAAGGCAGGAGUGCAGGCUUGAAGUGAAAUUCUUCGGUGUUUUUCAUUCGUUUUCUGAUGUGACCCUUUUCAAAGGGGGGGGGGAGGGAGUAAUUCCUGGUUUAUGUUGAAUUCUUACUUCCCAAACUGCCUUGCUGAAAGCCAAGUUCUGAUACCGUCAUACUUUUACACUUCAUUUUAUAUGACUAGAUGUUAAAUAAAUACUUCAAACCUAGGUCUUUUAUGCAAGAUAAAAAUAAUUUCGAAUUAUUCAUGUAUUAAAGGUUUUUUUCUUCUUCUGGAGGAAGAGGGAGACCGGGAAAUGUGAAGCACUGCAGCAUAAUCUCUCCCUGGAAAGCACAGUGUGCUCAGUCCUGGCUCGUGUGUGGGUGUCUGGGAUGCCACAGGCCCUGGGACCAUCCCCGUUUAUCGCAGCGACUGUGUCCUGCAGAUAAGCACUUUUUGUAAAGCUUAGGCCAUAGCAGAGGUGGGCUUGUGCUCUCCUGGCACAACCCUCAUGGGCUUCCCUGACAAUCCCUUAGUUUGGAUUGGUUUUCCUUCAGAAAUGCAAGUAGUGCAGUUUUUUAUAGCGCUGUUGUUUGAUGGCUGUCUACAGCUCAGCUGGAAUUUAACAUAAAGUUACCUAGUUCCUUUUUUUUUUUUAUUUCGUGUUUAUACUAAGAAUUCUGAGGAAUAAUUCCUUCCACUGGGAUAAAGGGAAAACUGUUCAACGCUCAUUUGAUGAGGAGAAGAGUGAAGACCUUGCAUAGUUUUGACCUUUUGUAAAUCCUGUGCAAUAAAGGGUAGGUUUUAUGAAUAAAACUAAUGAAAACCUUUCCCUGGGUCUACAUUCAAAUUCCAAAUUUGACAUAGAAAUGAGGUAUCAAAUAAAAUACCUAAAAGGCUUGUGCUGCACUGAGGAAUAAAACAUCACAGAAGCAAGAUCUGUUUGCUAGAAGUAUUUGGUUAGGAAAUGCUACGUUGGUAUUACUUAUUUUUAUAAAAACAAGCAUUUUCAAGUGGAAUACAAACCCUAGACUUUCCUGUGGGGCAAGACUUCUCUGGUGAUUCCCAAACCUGUCUGGUUGUUUUGUAUCUCUUAAGGUAAGAAAGUUUAAAAGCAUUUGUUUUGACUGAACAUGAAGUGUUUAUAGAAAUACUUAUUUCAUGGAAAAUUAAAACUAUUGCUUGAACUGAUGGAAUAUUUUUUUAAUUAUACCUGUCAUGUCUACAGAUGGUCUUGGAGGUAAAUGUCAUUGCUGGACUAAAGGUUGUGUAUUAAUUGUUCCAUUUGCAAAAUUGUUCCAGGGACAUAAGUUCUGUUUUGUUGGGUUUUUUUUAAUUCUAAGGAAUGCCAUACCUUGUCAGUUUUGUACAAUAAAAUUCAGUGAUACCCAUCUUGUGCUUUGUUGUCAAGCAUAAUUGUGAAUUAUUUUCAACAGGGUAGUACAGAUUUAAUGUUACCAGUGCCAAAGUAAAGAUUCUGAAACGCAGUCAGCUGUUUGAAGUAGAGAUCAAAAUAUAAUCAGCAUCCUGACACCAUUCUAUCUUCUAAGAAUAAGGGGUUAAAAAAUUAGGUAUUUUAAAAUGUACUUGCAAGAACAGUGAUUAUCUGUAAAUAUUAAUACAGUGAGGGGAAAAAAAGAGGGGAAACAGAAGGAAUUUCUUUUGCAAACAUUAGCAAAGGUCUUUUUCCCUCAUGGCUUUUUUGCUCAUAAUAUUUGCAUAAAUGUUUCCAUUCUCUUGUCUGACUAAACCCAGCAUUAGUCAUUCAGUUACCAGUUCUGCUUCACACAUCCACAGAUGUGAAUCUGAAUUUGUAAUAAAUCUGAAGUGACAUUUAAGGAUACCUGGUGAACAUCUGACUGUUACAUUUGAGAGUACUGUGCCCUCCAGUGACACUGGUGGUUUGACAAGUGUCUGAAUUUCUCAUUUCAUUUAUCUUUAAUCACAUGUAGGAGUGGAUUUAAAACCUUGAUUGGAAAAAUGCAGUAACAGGAAUAGAAAAAAUGUGUAAUACUGUGAUUCCCUGAGCAGAUGAGUUAACAGCUCACAGCUGCUCAAAGAUCUCACCCCUCCAACUCCCCCUUGUACAGUCCUGUCCCUUGUCCUUGUUAAAGCACUUACUGGAGAGGAUUAAAAACAGCAACAAAAAAAUAUGUGGGUGGAUUCUUCCUUCCUACCCCUCCCCCCUCCCCCGUUUGUCUUUUGCCAAGUGACUGAGUUUAAAUCAUCACAAAGGGUCCAGUGAGUGGAAGCAGAUCAUGGGAGUGGGACUUCCCCAGUUCAUCAGAGAGGAACUGGGAAAUAAGCUCCCCACGUUCAUGGAAUGAGCUUUGACACAACAUCCCUUUUCUCAGUGUAGGAGCCCUCUGACUUUGGAAGUUGACUUUCUGGAACAAAAGUACGUUUGCUACCUGCUAGCUGUGAUGCUUUCAAACCCUAGUAGGAUGGAAUCUGGCUUACAUCACCAAAAGGAAGUUUCAGAAGGCAAUGACAUAAAGGCAGUAAAUGAAUUCCACCUUCCAGCUGUAGAUCCAAGGUAGAGUUUGUAGCAGUGGCAUUAGGAAGAGUAACAUUUUGCUGGAAACUGUGUCUUCUCAAAACUACUUAAAGAGUAAGGAAAUAGCUUUAUGGCAUUAUCUUGGUGAAUAUACAAGGAAAGGAGUAGGACUGCAGGAUUAAACCAGGCAAGCUAAAAUUCUGCCUGCUGCCUGCAGGUGCUGCAGGAAAGUUGAGCUUCCUGCAGGAAAAACGUGUGUGUGACAGAGCUACCUGCACACUUAUUCUCGAUGGAUCUGUCAGGGAGAGCUGGCUCCUUGUUCAGCUUUUCAGCAGGAAACAUCAUCAAAGUCUCACUGAAACUCUUAUUUCUGUGUGGCACUCGGACAGCUAACAGAGUUUGUAAGUCUGGAGUGAUUAACUGUUUUUCCCUGAGUCAGUAUUAAACUGUGUGUCCACAUCAAACAUUUAUUAAAAAUAAUUUGAAUUUUAUAAAUAUAUAUGUGGAACUAAAUCCUAUUUUUUAAUGUUAUUGAGAAUGCACCAUUCUGAAAUUAACCCUUUACUUUGAUUAGGGACAAACCUCCAAAGAAUAUUUUUACUAGAACUGUUUUAUGUUGUUGGAUUCUAAUCUGUUCCUGAGAUGCCCGGUAUGGUGGGCAAAAAAAAGGAAAAAAGUACUUUUUUCACUUUAAACAGUUGUUGUUUUUCCUUUGACUGUAACACUUUACAGGCUAAAUGAAGCAAGGCUGAUUUAGUUACGUGGUUACAUCUGUGAGCUAGUCUUGUAUUAUCUUUGUGAACCAAACAUAAUAUUCUAAAGUAAUAUGACUUAUUUAACUUAGUUUACAUUUCUAAAUAUACCUGGAGAGAAUUAAAAAGAAAAAAUAUAGAAAAUAUGAUGUGUGGAGUUAAGCCAGGAAACUGCAAAAUCCCUGAGGUCCAUGUGCAUUGAUGUUCAGUAAAACCAAUCUCAGGGGAGGUAGUCAGCCAUGUAAUCAGUCCUGCUAGCUGACAAACCCACCCUUGUCCUACCUGUUAAUUAGGAUUUAAUUUGCUACAGCUGAGUUACAUUGCUGCAGCUACCUUAAAAGUGCUUACAGAGGUAAGCAAUACUUUUUUCCUUGUUAGACAUUUUAAAGGACUUCUUGUGGUUGGUCCUUGAAAUUUCUUCUAAGAUAAAUGAUCAUCUGUGCCAUUGUGUUAAAAACAACUCGAAAUCAAAACAGUCAUUUACAAGGGGAGAGGGAGAGUCAAGAACUGCAAGAAUUCAGCCCCUUGACAAAGCAUGAAGUAUCCCAUUGACUUCAGGGUCAUGGUGCCACUCACUGACUGAAUGUGGCAGUUAAGGAGUAAAUAAAAAUCUGCAUUUAGUGGCACUAAAGUCUCAAAAGCCACAUUGGAAGCUACAUGCCACACCUUCUCACGGGAUCAAGGUGAGUCUGUUCCCUUCCUUCUAUUAAGUAGCUGCAGUGAAAUCCAUGAAACUACUUGUAUGUGUAGGAGAACUAUACCUCUGAUUUUGAUUUACUGUUAGACUCGGGGAUAAUUGGCAACUUCUGCAUCAUUUAAGGCCGAACACCUUUGGCUUUGAAACCAGAAGCACUCUUACCUUACAGUGCUGCUGUUCUUCCAGCUGCUGGAGAGAAAACCACAGCAGGUAUCACUGAUUGCUUGUGAAGAGAGGGCAGAGAGGUUCCCCUCAAGGCUGAGGGGCUGCUGUGGCUGACAGGGACCCUGCUGAAGGGGCUGCUGUGCACACAGCUGGCUGUCCUAGACAUACAAACACAAAGGGUAAACCCAAAUUAUAUUUCUGUCUGUUGUGCUAAUGUCCUACUGGGAGCUGUCCCAUUAACACUAAGGGGAGACACGAUGAAGCACUCAAGCUUGGACCUCUCAAGUUUUAGGGUAGGUGCAUGUCACAGCUGCCUUUAGAACUGGGCUAAUCCACAGAUGGCUUUUGGGAAAUGCAAGGAAUUUGCAACUGGAUAAAUAAUGCUCAGCACUGAGCAAGAUCCUAUCUUUCCCAAGUCAGAAAUCUACACAAAUUACUUCAGGAUUGUGACUUAACACGUACAGGUUAAUUCUCCAGGAAUACAGUCUCUCCUGGAUUCCAACUGCUUUGCUACUGAAUGUAUUUCAUGCUAUUUUUACCUGAAAAAGAAAAAAGAUAUGGGUAGAGAAUUAGGACAUUACUUCUCUUAUUUUCUUAUUCAGUGGGACUUGCUUUUAUUUAACCUGUAAAGGAAUAGAUAUGUAUCUUUGGAGAACUAUAUCUUAUACGUAGAAUAAUAUAUAAGAAACUGAACAGCAAGGGGAUAAAUACAUUGAAAGGAUUUGGUAUCAUAAAUUUCAUUUGUGAUUUGAUACCACCAGAAUCCUGGGCUGUACUAAUUUCCCUACAGUUUCUCUUAUUUUUGUAUUUUAUAUAAUACAUGGAUGGUACUACCAAUGCAAACAAGAGCAGAUGUUUCCAGAUUUUUCUCCAGGUGUCAAUUCCCUCUUUCCAGUAAUCCCUGGAUUUGCAUUGCUGCUGAUACCACCCUCAAAAGCUGUGCCAGGAACUGUCUGGAGCUUUGAGAACUGUUGUUUUCCAGGGAAGAAGAUUCCUUGCCUUCUCUGAACUGGGAAAAGAUGGUACAUGAGUACAGAAAAGGGUCUACCCAAGCAUGAUCCAGCUCCCUCCGUGUCUGCCAUUUAGGUGGAUUCACUCCAGCCCACUGAAAACAGAGCAGCUUCAAAGCUCUGACUCCAUUACAAUGAAGUUUUCCAGGUUUGGAAUUGCCUUUGUGAUCUGUAUGUGUGCCAAGUUCACAAAUCCCUCUAAAGAGUUAGCAAAAAAAGAGCAUCACAGAGAGAUCAGACUUUUAACUGAGAACAAUUCAGUACUGCCACUACUUGAGUAAAUAAUCCAUGUAUUAUAUAAAGUAUGACAUGGAAAUAUAAGUGUAAUGCUUGUUAUUAAAAGUGCAAUUCAAUGUACAUGGUCACAAAAAAUGUUUACUUUUUUUUAAUUGUUACUGAAUUGUUUGGAUCAGUACCUUGUUAUCAUUGUGUUAACAAUGCCUUGUAAAAUAAAUGGAAAUGGACAACAA
Molecule: messenger RNA, 9049 nt
Organism: Corapipo altera (White-ruffed manakin)
Lineage: Eukaryota; Metazoa; Chordata; Aves; Passeriformes; Pipridae
Gene: RABGAP1L
Product: RAB GTPase activating protein 1 like
Exons: 26
Coding region: 224-3382 (1052 amino acids)
Source: RefSeq, a predicted model, not a curated record